Gadus morhua (Atlantic cod) is the source of this 2094-nucleotide messenger RNA. RefSeq names its product E3 SUMO-protein ligase EGR2. NCBI's taxonomy places the organism in Eukaryota, Metazoa, Chordata, Actinopteri, Gadiformes, Gadidae. The record is from RefSeq and is a predicted model, not a curated record. Gene Ontology annotation, biological process: regulation of transcription by RNA polymerase II. Gene Ontology annotation, molecular function: DNA-binding transcription factor activity, RNA polymerase II-specific; RNA polymerase II cis-regulatory region sequence-specific DNA binding. The coding region runs from base 224 to 1762 and encodes 512 amino acids. The transcript is spliced from 2 exons.
AGAUAGCGAGGAGCUGUAAAAACCUACACGCAGACGAAGGGGAUUAGUUUUUUUAAAACGGUUUUACACAUUUUGUCAUAACACUGCUUUGGAUAUUCCCGGAACCACCAAAGGUUUAAAGGACAAUUGUUUUUUGGCAUAUUCCUCUUUUUUAUUAUUAUUGUUUGUUGUUGUGCCUACACACACACAUCCGAAGAGAAACACUUCUGUAAAUCACACCACUAUGUUGAACAAUAUGGAUUUGAAUUCUAAAGAUUCCUUCUACACGCAGUUUGAGAAAUGCAACAGUUCUUCCAUAAGCGCGGAGAAAGACGCGCGGAAAGACAGCCAGAAGGUGUUCGGAGAGGCAGAGAGAGGGACACCUGCCCACUUUCGCCAUGAGGGAGUCCCCAUCACCCUCAAAACCGAACCCUCCAACUCGGAAUUUGCCUUCAACCCCUGCGAGGGGCCCAAAGACACCUACAGCAGCCCGUCCUCCCUCACAUACUCCGGCAGCUUCUACGUGGAGGGCUGCCACACGGCGCCGUGCAACACGGAGACCCUGCUCAACAUGAUCACGGAGAUCGUGGGCAUAUCCACGUUACCCAUGUCCGAGGUGCAACAGGGAGACGGGGGGCGGGGGGGCACCUACCCGUCUCCCUCGCCGAUGGACACCAGCCAGGGAAAUUUCGAGGAAUCCGGACUCAAGAGGCAGACCUACAACUGUAACAGCGCUCCGACGCCCCCUCUGUACCCCGUGGACCAAACGUGCCCACCACCACCGCCGCCACCGCCACCACCAGCCCCCGUUUAUGCGGCCGGCGACCAGCCCGCCGGCCAGAGCCAAGCCUCGGCCACCUCCCAGCUCGGCUUCGGUGCCUCCGAGGUCCCGAACCUGAAGGACGCGCUGGAGCCAAAGUCCGAGGCCGCGUCCUUCCCCGUGGUGGUGAAGAACGAGUUCGAGAGCAGCUGCUACGAGUGGGGCUCAUUCAAGCAGGACUACUUAGAAACGAGCUUCCAGACCGAGAUCUUCCCGAUGUCCAGCGAUUUCCCGCCUGAACAGCAUAUGGAUGUAAAGGAACUCUUGGACACACUUCCACCCAUUUACCCUAACCCGGAGAUGGAGUUUAAAGUUGAAGGGGGCACCAUCAAGCAGGAGCCCUGCUUCUCCGACACAUGCUCGCACAGCUACCCCAACUCUUUGUACACGUACACGGGCCCCAGCAUGGGCCCCUCCUCGAACCUGAAGCCAUCCCCUUUCCCGGGUGACCUGCAAUCACCUUUGACCCAGUGCGACACUUUGUACACCUCGCCCGCCUUGCCGAGCACCAUAGACUCCAUCCUCUACUCUUCUCUACUGCCCGACUCCUUUGCACAGAGUUACAGCCGUCCGACGAAGCCCCCGCGGGCCCGGAAGAGUCCCGCCGCCGCGUCCAACGGCCCAGCCAAGGAGAAGCCGUUCACUUGCCCCAUGGAGAACUGCGACCGGCGCUUCUCCCGCUCCGACGAGCUCAACCGACACAUCCGCAUCCACACGGGCCACAAGCCCUUCCAGUGCCGCAUCUGUUUGCGCAGCUUCAGCCGCAGCGACCACUUGACCACCCACACCAGGACUCAUACGGGCGAGAAGCCCUUCUCGUGCGACGUUUGCGGCAAGCGCUUCGCGCGCAGCGACGAGCGGAAGCGCCACGGACGCGUGCACCUGAAGCAGAAGGAGAAGAUGGAGCUAAAGCCACCUGUAACCAGCAGCACGUGGCCUUUCACCAUCCCCGAGGGGAUCUGAACACAACGCCACAGCGUCACUGGAAGAUAAACUGGGUCUGACAAACACACACCCACACACACAUACACACACACACGCGCGCACCCACCCACACGCACGCGCGCGCGCACACACACACACACACACACACACACACACACACACACACACACACACACACGCGCAAGGUUGAUAUCAUUCCGUCUUGGAUGAUACGCCGGCGGCUUUACUGCAGGUUGAUGUGCGAGUGUUUGAGAUGUGACUUCCUCUUGUUCAGUCCAGUUGCCAUGGCUGACAAGUUAUGAAAAAAGAGAGGUUGGAGUGGACUAAGUGUGGAGGGGGGGCGGGGGCGG